GCGUCUGUCCGUGUGUUGCUUGUCAUAUCAAGUUAACAACCUCUUACAAUUUAACACAAAAACAUUAAAGAAUACAAAACUAUACCUUUGUGUUUCAAAAAGAAAAUACAAAACUAUACCCUUUAUAGAUAUGUUUAUUACUCAGAGGUCGUUGGCAUCUCCUAUAUAAGCUUUGCUCAUCUUCAUUCUCCACACAACCAUUCACACUUUCCUCCCUAUAACAUCUUCUUCCAAGCCCAAAUAUUUUAAAUGGCACGCUGCAUCCACACCCAUCUUCCUCAAGACGACAAUUCUCGGUUCCAUUACAUGAACCUCUUCCCUGAUCGGAUUUCACGAACACCCACCACGACAACCUCAAACCCAACCUCUCUGGUCGGUGAUGAUGAUAUCUGGAUCAAGAUGCUCAAAGAAGCUAAAUCCAACAUCGAGCAAGAACCCAUUCUCUCAACAUACUAUCACUCCUCCAUCACAUCACACCAAUCCCUAGCUUCCGCUUUAGCCAACAUCCUCUCCCUAAAGCUCAGCACUUUAACCUUACAACCCAACACCCUCUUCCAACUCUUCAUCACCGUCUUACAAGAAAGCCCAGAGAUCAUCGAAUCCGCGAAACGAGACCUAUCAGCAGCCAAAGAAAGAGACCCAGCUUGCUUAAGCUACGUCCACUGCUUCCUAAGCUUCAAAGGCUUCCUCGCUUGCCAAGCUCACCGCAUCUCCCACAAGCUAUGGAGACAGGACAGAAAGAUCCUCUCUUUACUCAUCCAAAACAGAGUAUCCGAAGCCUUCGCCGUCGAUAUUCAUCCCGGGGCUGAGAUGGGGAAAGGGGUUUUGUUGGACCACGCGACGGGGGUGGUGAUCGGAGAGACGGCGGUGGUUGGAGACAACGUUUCGAUUUUGCACGGGGUGACGCUUGGGGGAACGGGGAAAGAGUGUGGUGAUAGGCAUCCGAAGAUUGGUGAUGGGGUUUUGAUUGGAGCGGGGAGUUGUGUGUUGGGGAAUAUUGUGAUUGGAGAGGGGGCUAAGAUUGGAUCGGGGUCGGUGGUGGUUAAGGAUGUGCCGCCGCGUACGACGGCGGUUGGAAACCCGGCGAGGUUGAUUGGUGGGAGGGAGAAUCCGAGAAUGGUUGAUAAGGUUCCUGGUUUGACUAUGGACCAGACAUCGUAUUUGACCGAGUGGUCUGAUUAUGUUAUCUAAAGACUAAAGUGUAAUUACUACUAUUUGUGUCUUUGCUCUGUGUUUUCUUGUAAUUAAAAUCAAAAGCUAAGAGUUGUUGUCUGCUUUGAAAAGUUAUAAUCUUAUUACUGAGAAUGAAAGUAUGAAAGACAUAAUAGUGUGAUCAUGGAGAAGUAAGUAACAGAGAGGAAGAAGACUAUUCUUCUUUGCAAUUUUAACUUUGCUUUACUUUACACUGAGAUCUAAUUCAUUAUACAGUUUCAA
Molecule: messenger RNA, 1434 nt
Organism: Eruca vesicaria subsp. sativa (arugula)
Lineage: Eukaryota; Viridiplantae; Streptophyta; Magnoliopsida; Brassicales; Brassicaceae
Source: the annotation of a GenBank genome assembly